GUCUCAUUGCCGUCCCUCCCUCUCUCUCUCUCUCUCUUUCGGUCUUCUUCUUCGAAGCACAGCACAAGUCGACAGACGAGGCGGGAACCCACACACUCUCUCUCUCAUCGGGCCGUCCUCAAUCUCUCUCCCUCUCCCUCUCUCUCUCUCUCUCUCUCUCUCUCUUUCUCUCUCUUUCUGUGAAUCGCCACUGAUGAUCUGGCCUCCGUGCACUCUCGUCUGAAGCUAUGUAUCUGACCUCCUCCUACCAACUGUAAUGUAAUAAGCUGAGGCAGUAUCAGUAAUGGCUCCUGUAUCUAGCUCCAGGACGACAAUGGCGACGGCGGCGUCCCAGCAGCAGCUGAGAACGAGUCAGGGUCACAACCUCCAUCCCGGUCGCUCCAAGGCUCCGACGUCCAAACGCUCCGUCACGCCCACCUCACGCCCCUCCUCCUUCACCAACGAUGGCGGCGACCAUGAUUCUGGUCGGGUUAGAGUUGCUGUCAGACUUCGACCGAGAAAUGCUGAGGAACUUCUUUCAGAUGCUGAUUUUGCUGACUGUGUUGAAUUGCAGCCAGAGUUGAAGCGGUUAAAGUUGAGAAAAAACAACUGGAGUUCUGAAUCUUAUAAAUUUGAUGAGGUCUUCACAGAAAAUGCCUCUCAAAGACGUGUAUACGAAGUUGUAGCAAAACCAGUUGUGGAGAGUGUGCUGAAUGGGUAUAACGGGACAGUUAUGGCCUAUGGUCAGACGGGUAGUGGCAAAACCUACACACUUGGAAGACUGGGGAAAGAUGAUGCAUCUGAGCGUGGAAUAAUGGUUAGAUCUCUAGAGGAUAUACUUGCGAACAUAUCCCACACUUCUGAUAGUGUGGAUGUGUCCUAUCUGCAGUUGUAUAUGGAAUCUCUGCAAGAUCUACUUGCCCCCGAGAAGGUGAACAUUUAUAUUGGUGAGGAUCCUAAAACUGGAGAUGUAACAGUGCCUGGUGCAACUGUAGUUAGAAUUCGUGACCUUGACCAUUUUCUAGAGCUGCUGCAAAUUGGAGAGGCAAAUCGCCAUGCAGCCAACACAAAGCUGAACACUGAAUCUUCUCGCAGUCAUGCCAUUCUCAUGGUCAAUGUUCGAAGAUCUGUCCAGGGAAGACAAGCAAAUGAGACUACUACGCUAGAGCAAGGCAAAACCAACUUACCUGGCACUGAUGUUGUUCCUCGAAUUCAGAAAAGCAAAUUGCUGAUUGUGGAUCUUGCUGGAUCUGAAAGAUUAGACAAAUCAGGCAGUGAGGGCCACCUGCUUGAAGAGGCGAAGUUCAUAAACCUUUCUCUGACUUCGCUUGGCAAGUGCAUAAAUGCUUUGGCUGAAAACAGUUCACAUAUUCCUACCAGAGACUCUAAGCUUACCAGAUUGCUCCGAGACUCAUUUGGAGGUUCAGCAAGGACUUCUCUUAUUGUAACAAUUGGACCAUCUUCGUGGAACCAUGCAGAGACCACCAGUACAAUUAUGUUUGGACAGAGGGCAAUGAAAAUUGUAAACAUGUUAAAACUUAAAGAAGAAUAUGAUUACGAAAGCUUAUGCCAUAAGCUUUACAAUCAAAUAGACUGCCUCACUGCAGAAAUCGACAGGCAAGAAAGGUUGAGAGAGAAUGAGAAACUCAUUUUGGAGAAACAGCUAAAGCAUCAGCAUGAUUCCUUUUCUGAAGGAGAAAAAAAUCUAAUCAAAAGGUCCGAGCUGUUAGAAAUGGAAAAUAAUCGUCUGGAAUCAGAGAUGAAAGAAAUAUUAAGCGAAUUGAAUCGCCAAAAGGAACAUAAUGAUCUUAUGCAUAACACAAUUUCACAGCUCCACGUUAACUUAAAUUAUAGCAAGGAGCAACAGGAUCAAGAAUCUUCUACCUAUCAGAAUGUUCUAGCAGAUACAACUCAGAUGUAUGAGAAGAAAAUAGCAGAGUUCAUCGAGCAGCUAGAAGAAGAGCGUGCUCGCGCUUUAGUUGCUGAGGAGCAAGUAGUUUCAUUGAAGAAACUAUCAACUGAUCAUCAAAUAUUACUUCAGCAACGUGCAAAGGAAUGUUCUUCUUAUCACAAGGAACUUGCUGAAACAACUGACAUGUAUGAGAAGAAAAUAGCAAAGUUAACUAAGCAACUAGCGGAUGAGCAUGCCCAAUAUGAAGGCAUCAAAGAGCAGCUGGAUUUGGCUAAGAGGCUCUUAAGUGAUCAACAAAGCUCUGAUCAGGGGGAAAAGGAGAUUGACAACCUCAGUGCUAAGUUACAAGAUAUCUGCAAACUAUAUGAUGACUGUAACAAUGAACUUCAUAUUCUGAAAGCAGACUACAAAGAUCUUCUAAAAGAGAAGGCAAAGUUACAAGAGGAACUUCACACUGUAUGGCAAAGACUUCAGGAUGAGGAGAGGCAGAGAAAGGUUGUCAAGAAUGAGCUGGCCAGACUUAAGAAGACCGUUCCAGAAAAUCAAAAUGACUACCAGGACAAGCGGUCAUACUUGAAGGAAAAUAUUAGUAAAGGAUCCUCAACACAUGUUAGCUCAAUGGAUCCCCAUAAGUCAAACCCUUUGCGGGAGACCCAAUCAAUUCAGAGGACCACAAUAGCGAAAAUAUGUGAAGAAGUUGGCCUUGAAAAGAUACUAGCAUUGUUAGCAUCUGAAGAUAUAGAUGUCCAAAUUCAUGCUGUCAAAGUGGUGGCUAAUCUUGCUGCUGAAGAUAUUCAUCAAGAGAAGAUUGUGGAGGAAGGAGGUCUGGAUGCGUUGCUUAUGCUGCUUCGAUCAUCUCAUAAUGCUACCGUUCUCCGUGUGGCCUCAGGUGCAAUCGCAAAUCUAGCAAUGAAUGAGCUGAGCCAGGACCUAAUAAUAAGCAAAGGAGGUGCCCAGCUAUUAGCAAACACUGCAUCGAAGACAGAUGACUUGCAGACUCUUCGAAUGGCGGCGGGUGCAAUUGCUAAUUUAUGUGGAAAUGAUAAACUCCUCUUCCUGCUGAAAGAGGAAGGAGCCAUUAAGGCACUCCUAGAAAUGGUUAGAAUGGGAAACAGUGAGGUCGUUGCGCAGGUUGCAAGGGGGAUUGCAAACUUUGCAAAAUGCGAAUCACGAGCUAUCGUCCAAGGGCAUAGAAAAGGACGUUCUCUUCUAGUAGAAGAUGGUGCGCUCUCAUGGUUGACUGACAGCUCAAGUAGUACUUCCGCUUCAAUUCGACGGCAUAUUGAGCUCGCCAUAUGCCAUUUAGCACAAAACAAGGACAAUGCCCAGGAUUUUGUAUCUAGCGGGGCGGCAAAAGAACUACGGAGGAUUUGCAAUGAGUCCAGCAGGGAAGACAUACGCAACCUUGCGAAGAAGGCUCUGAGACUGUUCCCAGAUGCAUCAAGCGAGAUACAUGCAGAUUUGCUGUAAGGAGUAUUACUAUUACAUGUACUAGUAUGUAGGGAUGCACCUAUUUUUUGGUUGGGUCAAGGUAGUUGUAAUGAUCACUCUCUGUAUAUAUAUUGGGAUGUGUAUUUAUUUAUAUAAAUGAAGUCUCUAUGCCUGUUUUUCUUA
Molecule: messenger RNA, 3505 nt
Organism: Punica granatum (pomegranate)
Lineage: Eukaryota; Viridiplantae; Streptophyta; Magnoliopsida; Myrtales; Lythraceae
Source: RefSeq, a predicted model, not a curated record